UACUCAGACAAGUCCAGCACUCUGUUUCGUAGUUCCACCUUACUCGAGCAAGCAGUCAGACUAUUCUCAAGUCAGCAGAUCCUUGGCGAUAGAGGGCACUAUGUAACAUUACAAAACGCGUUACGUUAGUCACCUCGGGAUAAAGUCCGACCGAAGAAGAAGAAGAACGGAAUUCCUACCUGUCACAGGGAGGGCUCCACUUACUGAAAGACGGCUAACAAAACAUUUUCAGGCUGGGAAACGAUACUUUACCACGCAGAAGGAAACUCACCCGGUUGAGGAGAGAAACGGCGAAGAAGGGGAAACCCUAUAAAGCUGGAGCAGCUACCAUGGUGGGCGAACGCCGCAACGGGAACCUGUUGGUGCAGCUGGGGCCGAGGCAGCAGGCCUACCCAGAGGAGCUGAUCCGACAGCGGCGGACCCACGAUGGGCUGAUCGAGUACCUGAUUCGCUGGACCCUGCUGGCCGUGGAGGAUGGAACUGGCACCAGCAGCACUGAGGCAGCCAGCAGUGGCAGCAGCGGUUCCGGGACGGGCGGAUCCGGGGGUUCCACGUCAGGCGAGAGCAAGUCGGAAAACAUCCUGAUGUGGAUGUCGACGGAGGAUGUGUACGCUAACUGCCCCACGCUGCUGGGCAAACGCAAAGCCCCCGCCGCCCUGGAGGAGGAGGAGAGGCCGAGCAGCAGCGGGGGUGCCCUCGGCUCCUUCCGCCCGCCGGACGUCACCUUCGACGAGGUCGAGCUGUCAGACAUGAAGACGGACGUGGUGAACCUGGUGCGGCGCGCGCGCAAGCAGAUGGCCAAGACGAGCGAGUUCGCCAUCAGCCUGACCCACACCAUCCACGUGCUCAGCGCCUACGCCAGCAUCGGCUCUCUGGUCGGCGUCUUCAAGGAGACGGGUGCCCUCGACCUGCUCAUGGAGCUGCUCUGCAACAAGGAACGGCAGACCCGACGCAGCGCGGGCAAGAUGCUCCGAGCUCUCGCCUCGCACGACGCAGGUAGUCGGGCGUACGUGCUGUUGUCCCUGAGCCAGCAGGAUGGCAUCGAGCAGCACAUGGACUUUGACAAUCGCUUCACGCUGCUGGAGCUGUUUGCUGAGACCACGUCCUCUGAGGAGCACGGCAUCUCCUUCGAAGGCAUCCACCUGCCACAGAUUCCGGGGAAGCUGCUCUUCUCCUUGGUCAAGCGCUACCUGUGUGUGACGUCGCUGAUGGACAAGCUGAACACGGCUGGCUCGGAGUCCAGCAUUGAGCCUUCGUCCUCCUCGCCCUCCUCCUCCUCCUCGGCGGCCUCGGAGCAGAUGCGUCUCCAGCGGGAGUUUGAGUUCACCAUGGCGAUGGCCAACCUCAUCUCCGAGCUGGUGCGCGUCAUGGGCUGGGACCGCAACCGCCAGCCGCCGUCGCUCCUUGGAGCGUCCGCUCUCCUAGGGGGAGGGGCCAGCGAGGACGGCCCCGAGGAUUCCGACGCGUGUCCACGCCGCGCGCUCCGCUCCAUCUUCCAGCCGCGCUUCAGCGCCUCGGUGUCCGUCAACGCGGCCGCCGCCGCUGUGGCCCUGGCUACCGUCUCCGGGGCGACCGCGGCUGCUGCCACGGCAACCGCGUCCGUGGCGCCGGCGAAGAAGAAGGUGGCGGUGAACGGCUUCAAGACGCGCACGGACUUCAGCACGCGCUCGGCCUACGUGGAGUACAUCCAGGACAACCUGAAGAGCGGCAUGAUGGUCCGCAUGCUGGAGGACUACGAGGAGGUGUCGUCAGGGGACGAGGGAGAGUUCCGCUACAGCAACGACGGCUCACCGCCCGUACAGGUUUACUGGAACUCUCUAUCUCGUACCUACUGGGUGCACUGGCACAUGAUUGAGAUCCUGGGCAGCGGAACCAGUGGCCAAGCAGAGAAGGAGACUCAGGACAAGGCCUCAACACUCACCGAGACGCUUAAACUGACCACAGUGAGCCAGACGUUCUUCUCGAAGCCUCCGGGCGGGCUAUACUCCCUGCCGUACCUGUGUGAAGGUGAGCGGGAGGAGAGGGGUCAGCUGAGCCGGGCCGAGUGGUGGGAGGUGCUCUUCUUCAUCAAGAAGCUCGAACCCAAACAGCAGCAGGAGGUCAACCACAUCCUGCUGCAGAACCUGGACGACGCACAGAUGUGCGAGCUGGACGAGGUGUCUCUGCUGCAGCUGAGCGUGCCCGGCGAGGUGGCGCGGCAGAUCCUCCACUACCUGAGACGGACGCUGCAGUCGUCGUGCCUGGGCGACCUGGUCUGCUCGCACGCCUUCGCCAAACACUACCUGCGGCGCGGCGGUGCCGGUCUGCAGGACGAGGACCCCCUGGCCGCCGCCCACGGCCUGCUCGGAGGCCACCACAGCCCCCCCUCGUCCUCCGCCGGCGCCGCCGGCGCCUCGUCCUCCGCCAUGGGCUCCGUGUCCAAGAAGCCCAAGAAGGAGCCGACGGCAGACGGGGGGGCGUCAGGUGGAGGCAGCGACACGGAGAGCGAGCUGCCCACAGAGGAUGAGGCCAAGUACCCAGAGGACCUGGAGGAGAAGAUGAAAGCGUUUAACAGCUCUAAGGUGCAGGGGAAGAAGACUGCGCUGGAGAAGCUGGGGGAGGUGGUGGACAUGCUGAAGAAAGGGGGCGGAGCCUCAGACGCCAGCAGGCAACUGGCCGCCAUCAAGUUCAUGAGCCGCCUGCUGGAGGAGGAUGGGGUCACGCAGGAGAAGAAAACACUCUCCGACUCCGCUCAGGCCCUACGCGAUCAUAAUACGGAAUUAUGGGACGUCCAAACCUUGGGAACGCCCGUUCAGGUUAACGGAACUUUCUGCAGCGUGCUGAAGAGCCGUAUAGUAAGUGAUAAGAUCCUGAAGCUGCUUGUGGAGCUGGUAGGUUCUCAGGUGAAGCUGGUUGCCGUGGCAGCGCUGCGUCUGACGCGUGCGCUCCUGCUGAAGUAUGAGUGGCGCGUGUCCUACGCCACCGAGGGCGGAGUCAAGGCCGUGCUCAGCAGCAUGCAGGAGUUCCCCACCUGCACGCAGGUGCAGCAGAUCGCCCUCGCGACGCUGAAGGUGAUCACGGGGGCGAGUAAGCAUGACAUGUGCGGCGCGAGUAGCUGUAUGCCGCUGUCCGAGUCGGGCACGCAGAUGAUGCUGGAGAUCUUCGCCAGCAUCGGCUCUGCCACGCCCGAGGGCGCCAAGGGCCUGCUCAGUGCCAUCCCCACCGCCAUCGAGCUCAUGCUCAACACGCCAAGGUGUUCUCUGUCGGUGUGUAACGGCCUGCUGGUGGUCAUCAUGCUGAUCUCCAGCCAUAAGAGCCUGGCGGAGCAGCUGGUGGCGUGCGGCAUCAGCGCCGUGCUGAAGAAGUGCCUCUCGUCCCAGCGCUCCGAGACCACCACACUCGCCAUCAUCGCACUCAACCACAUCUCCAUGGUGCACAAGCUGGAGAAGCAGGAGUCGGCAGAGGAGCAGGAGUUUAAGGACAUGGAGCUGAAGAUGCUGGUGGUCAGUCUGAAGAACAUGACGGCCUCUAAGGAGGUGAUCCAGACGCUGGAGCAGCUGCUGUGUGAGCCGUCCGCCCAGCUGGACGACGAGAAGAACAAGGUCACGCACAGCCGAGACGCCUUCCAGGACCUGGUGGGCCUCAUGGACCAGCACCGCGUCGACCGCGCCGUGCAGCUCUCCAUACUCAGGAUCCUGUGCAAGUUCUUGGACGACUACCAGGAGGACCUGCUGCCCUGGCACGAGAGCAUCGAGCCCUGCCUCUCCUCCAUGACGGCCUUCAUCAACGACAGAGACGUGGUGCAGCAGUUCAUCCGCUUCCUGUACCGGCUGGCGUCGCUGAAUAAGGACUACGCCGUCGUCAUGUGCCGGCUGGGCACCAAGGACGCGCUGGUCAAGGCCCUGGACAAGCACAGCACCAAUCUGCUGCUGGUCACCGAGCUGCGCGACCUCAUCAGCGACUGCGAGAAGUACGCCAGCCUCUACAAGAAGAUGACCACUAGUGUCCUUGCAGGAUGCAUCCAGAUGGUUCUGGGCCAGAUAGAGGAACACAGGCGGAGCCACCAGCCCAUCAACAUUCCCUUCUUUGAUGUGUUCCUGCGGAACCUGUGCCAAGGGUCCAGUGUGGAGCUGAAGGAGGAUAAGUGCUGGGAGAAGGUGGAGGUGUCCUCCAACCAUCACCGUGCCAACAAGCUCACUGACAAGAACCCCAAAACCUACUGGGAGUCCAACGGCUGCACGGGCUCCCAUUUCAUCAACAUCUACAUGCUCAAGGGUGUAGUCAUCAGGCAAUUGGCGGUGCUAGUGGCUAGCGAAGACUCCAGCUACAUGCCCGCACGCAUUGUAGUGCUGGGAGGAGACGACCCUGCCAACGUCAACACGGAACUCAACACCGUGAACGUGCCUCCAUCUGCCAACCGAAUCGUUCUGCUGGAGAACAUGACUCGCUUCUGGUCCAUCGUGCAGAUCCGCAUCAAGAGAUGCCAGCAGGGUGGCAUUGACACGCGUGUACACGGGUUCGAGGUGCUGGGGCCCAAGCCCACCUUCUGGCCCGUGUUCAAGGAGCAGCUGUGCUGCCGCACCUACCUGUUCUACACCACCAAGGCGCACACCUGGUGCCAGGAGAUCCUGGAGGACAGGGCUCAGCUGCUGCAGCUCUUCAACAAGUUGAACAGCGCUCUGAAACAUGAGCAGAUGUUUGCUGACCGCUUCCUACCUGAUGCUGAAGCUGCCGAGGCCCUGGGGCGCACCUGCUGGGAGGCCCUCAUCACACCUAUUGUGCAGAGCAUCACACUCUCAGACACCCCGGUGCUGAGCCCCCUGGCCUGGUUGCUGAGUGAGUACCUGGACAAUGCUGAGUCGUCCAAGCGCUACAAGACGCGGGCGGCCAUCUUUAACUCGCGCGUGCGACGCCUCACACACCUGCUGGUGCACGUGGACACGAGCCGCGUCGACACUGAGGAGCUCAAGCCGCCCGUCAAGUCCAAAGGUAUCAACAGAAGCAAAGAUUUGAAGAAUGGCAAGGAGGGCAAGAACAAGGAGGCGGCCGUGAUGUCAUCGUCUUCUUCGGCAGUCAAGCCCAAGCUGAAGAACACCAGCAGCAUUGCUGGCAUCGCCCUCUGCUGGCAGGGAGUCGUACAGAGACAGGUGAAGAAGUUUCUGGACUCCACAUGUAGCCUGCCUGACUUUGUGGAGCGUUACCGGGCGAUGUACCUGCGUCUGAAGAACGCCAUGGAAGAGCUGUUUGGCCAGCAGACGGCGUUCGUGCUGGCGCUCCGACAGGGCUUCUCCGCCGCACUGCUGCAGCUCUCCAUCCUCACCUCCAUGCACGUGAGUGAGCGCUUUGCCCAGUACAUUGACCUGAUGAUCCAGGAGAGCUGUGGUGACAGUGGCAACGUGGAGACGCUCAGCCAGCUGCAGCAGUUCCUGGAGCCCAUGCUCUUCCUGUCCGGCCUCGAGCUCGCCAACACCUUCGAGCACUUCUACAGGUACUACCUGGGGGACCGUCUGCUGGGCCAGAGCAAGGUGUGGCUGGAGAGUGCUGUGAUCGAGCAGAUCGGCUCCUGCUUCCCCAACCGCUUCCCCCAGCAAAUGCUCACCAACCUGCGCGAGUCCCAGGAGCUGCAGCAGGAGUUCCACCUGUACAGACUACAACAGCUGGACAAGACCCUGCAGGACCUGGACGAGGAGAUGAUGGACGAUCAGUCGUCCGAGCCAGAUGAUGACAGUGAGGUGAAGGUGCUGGUCUUGUCUCCCCGCUGCUGGGCUGUGUCGCCCCCUUGCUUCCUGGAGGACCCCAGGAAGCACUUCCCUGCUCAGCUGUGCAGCUACCUGGCCGAGUUCACUGACUUCUACUCCAGCAGCCAGAGCAUAUACAGCCUGAGUCACAGCAAGCCACGGCGUCUGCAGUGGACCUGGCUGGGUCACGCUGAGCUGCACUACGACUCCUGCACCCUCUACGUGUCCACCCUACAGAUGUACAUCCUGCUGCAGUUCAACAACAAGGAGGAUGUGAGUGUGGACGUUCUCCAGAAGGACACCGGUCUGUCCACGGCCGUUCUGGCCCAUGCUCUAGAACCCCUCACAGGAGACAAGGGCAUCCUCAUGCAGGACCCCGCCAAAGGAGAGCUGCGGCUGAACCCGAGGCUGCUGUCCCAGAGUGGUGGCGCCCAGAGCGUCUUCCACCUGCUGCCCAAGCAGACGUACCUGAACGUGGACGAGGACGCCGCCCGCACCCUGGAGCGCAAGAGGAACUACAUCUACUGCCUCAUCGUCCAGAUCAUGAAGAGCGAGCGCGAGAUGCACAUCGACAACCUCGUCUUCAGGGUGUUGGACACGUGCUGGAAGCAGGAGGCGUUGCGUUCCCCGGGCGCGGUGCGCUUCAGCUGCAGCACCACCGACGUGCUGUCGUGCGUCAUCCACGUGAUCAACAAGGGCUACGUGCGGCGCAACGACGACAGCCCCCACAUCCUGGAGUUCCUCCCCGAGGACCCCUCCACGCCGCAGAAGGGCCAGGCCCAGUUCUCCUUCAGCCGCUCCGACCUCAAGAAGAACUCCACCAAGGCAGACAUCAGCCUGGGCGGUGUGAGUGUGGCGGGCCAUCGUGCGGAGGACGCGGUUCUGGAGGCGGUCCUGUUCUCCAUGGGCCGCACCAUGAGCCAGGAGGACGUGCAGCAGCUGAUGCAGCGCACCGUGCAGCAGGUGGCCGGGACCCUGAGCCUGGACCUGGACCGGGCCCAGCACCUGCUGGUGCACUGCAGGUGGAACGUGGACCUGCUGAUCCAGCGCUACACCGACGACCCUGACGCCCUGGUCCUGGCGGCCGGGCUGAAGAUACGCAACGCCCAGCCCCCCCCGAGCCCGGCCGUGCAGUGCCCCGUGUGCCUGGUGGCCCAGUCUGGGGGGGCAGAACCCGCCCCCACCCUCUGCUGCAACCACUACUGCUGCCGGUCUUGCUGGCAGGAGUACCUGACUGCCAGGAUUGAGCAGAACCUGGUGAUGAACUGCAACUGUCCAAUCACAGACUGCAGAGCCCAGCCCACCGCGCAGUUCUUCUACAACAUCCUCACAGACAAAGACACCAUCUCUAAGUAUGAGAGUGCCCUGCUGCGUGGCUAUGUGGAGUGCUGCUCCAACCUGACGUGGUGCACCAACCCCCAGGGCUGUGACCAGAUCCUGUGCAAGGAGAACAUCGGCAGCAUGGGCACCUGCUCCAAGUGCUGCUGGUCCUCCUGCUUCAGCUGCAACUUCCCCGAGGCCCACUACCCGGCUAGUUGCAGCCACAUGUCUCAGUGGAUGGACGACGGUGGCUACUACGAGGGCAUGACGAUGGAGGCCCAGAGUAAGCACCUGGCCAAGCUCAUCUCCAAGCGCUGCCCCAGCUGCCAGGCCCAGAUCGAGAAGAAUGAGGGCUGCCUGCAUAUGACGUGUGCCAAAUGUAACCAUGGAUUCUGCUGGAGGUGUCUCAAGCCAUGGAAGCCCACUCACAAAGAUUACUACAACUGCUCUGCCAUGGUGAGCAAGGCCGCCAGACAGGAGAAGAAGUUCCAGGACUACAAUGAGAGAUGCACUUUCCACAACCAGGCCAAGGACUUUGCCAUCGGUCUGGAGAACAAGGUGUCCUCCAUCAACGAGGCCUUGCAGAUGAAGGCCCUCACCUUCGUCAUCGACGCCUGCAAGAUCCUGGCACAGGCACGCAAGGUGCUGGCCUACUCGUGUGUGUACAGCUACUACAACCAGGACACAGAGAAGAUGGAUGUGAUGGAGCAACAGACGGAGGCUCUGGACCUCCACACCAACGCCCUGCAGAUCCUCCUGGAGGAGACGUUGCUGCAGUGCACUGACCUGGCCUCCUGCGUGCGCCUGCUGAAGCCGGAGCACCUGAACACGGGUCUGGAGCUCAUCCGCCGCAUCCAGGAGCGCCUGGUGGCCAUCCUGCAGCACUCCACACAGGACUUCCGGGUGGGCUACCAGACCAAGUCUGCAGACCAGGAGGCUGGACAGGCGUCAAACCUCAACCACACGGGGACUAACAAAGAGUCGAAGUCCGAGAGGGGCUCUGAGUCGGGGGAUUCGGACAACAACAACUACACGGGUGAGGAGGGGGGUGACGAGGCGGAGGAGGAUGAGGAGUACGACGACGACUACGUGCCCGAGUGGCACGAGGACUACGACGAGGAGGACAUCGACGAGGACGACUUCUUCUCCGAUAACGAAGAGUCCGAGAACCUGGAAAGCGACUUCAGUCCCCUCGACUGAGGAGACGGUGCCGUACGGAUCCGCCUGUCCACCCAGACGUACCGAACCCACCUCAGCAUCUUCACUGAGCAGGCACCGCGACCACACGCAUCCCAGAGUUCCCAGAUCAACGACAAAGCACUUAGAGGAAGAAUUCAGAAUUCAGCUUUGGAAUCAACCUAGUGGAGGUUGUGAAUGUUAACAGUAAAAUGCCAUCCCCAGAGUGUAUUGAGGGCGGUAGAGCCUGGUUGGCCUCUUACAUGUUUGGAUUGAGUCCCGUGUUUAUAAAAGCUCCAUUUUGGGGCGGUUGCCUUUUUUAUUUAACCAUUAUGAGGAGCAGGCAUUGUAUGGCCUGCUGAGGCUCUUGCCUUUCUGUUUUCUUUUGCUCUUUAUUUUAUGAGACAUCACAUCUGUUUUCAUUGCCAAGCAGGGUAUGAAGAUUCAAAAGCGUAGAGAAGGAGAAGUUCCAGGCUAGUUGUGCAGACGCUCUGAGACAUGCGUUAGAGAGAGCAGCUUGCUACUUUUGAUUUGAUGCUAAAUGCUGUUUCUUUUCUCUGCCUCUUCCAACUGUAAUAAGAAGGGAUUUGUAUUGCAGUCAAAGCACCUUUUUUGGCAAACAUUUCUUUCUUUCUGUUUUUUUCUUCUUUUUUAUCCAAAAUUGUGGAUGCUAAAUGUGUAUUCCUUCAUUUCUGUAACAAAAUGCCUUGAUUUCUGUUUAUCCUCUUUUUUUUUUUUUUUAAAUUCUAAUAAUUCAUGAAAAUGCCUUGGUAUGUGUAUUUCAAGCGUUCUGCGUCCUCUCUGUGGCUGCACAUCAAUUCCGCCCGUUGUGAUUGGGUGUGAGAGGCAGGCACGAGAGGAGGAGGAGCCUCUGAAUGCGUUAGUGCUCCAGAACUGUGUUGUCAUAGCAACUGAUUGCUGUGACGGAGAGCUGGGCCCUGGUUCUGGUGUUCAGACAAAUCACAUAUUUCUGCUGUCCCCUACUGGACUCCAUCACUACAAUCAUAAGUUCACGGGCGACAUAACUCGUAAUCGCUAUUAUGCUCCUAAUGGCUUUAUCUUGAUUUCUUGCUAAAAAACCGAUGGGUAAAAGAAAGUCAAACUUUUGGACAUGUUUAUGUUCCGUUGCAAUGUUCAGAGAUAUCAAAUAUCCUACAAUGUCUUGGUUUGAAUUAGCAGUAAGUUAAAGAUAUCCUUAAAGAUAUCCUUAUAUUCAUAUAUUGUUCCACCAUUAUAUAAUGUUCUCUUUCUGCGUGAAGUUGUGCAACUUCAGCUAACUGAAUAAAGUGCUUUUCUCAAACUG
This is a messenger RNA of Alosa sapidissima (American shad), 9516 nucleotides long. RefSeq names its product cullin-9 (gene cul9). NCBI's taxonomy places the organism in Eukaryota, Metazoa, Chordata, Actinopteri, Clupeiformes, Clupeidae. The transcript has 43 exons. Bases 330 to 8237 code for a protein of 2635 amino acids. Gene Ontology annotation, molecular function: ubiquitin protein ligase binding; zinc ion binding. The record is from RefSeq and is a predicted model, not a curated record. Gene Ontology annotation, biological process: ubiquitin-dependent protein catabolic process.